Molecule: messenger RNA, 1162 nt
Organism: Scomber japonicus (chub mackerel)
Lineage: Eukaryota; Metazoa; Chordata; Actinopteri; Scombriformes; Scombridae
Gene: unga
Product: uracil DNA glycosylase a
Exons: 6
Coding region: 29-928 (299 amino acids)
Biological process (GO): base-excision repair, AP site formation via deaminated base removal; base-excision repair
Cellular component (GO): nucleus; mitochondrion
Molecular function (GO): uracil DNA N-glycosylase activity
Source: RefSeq, a predicted model, not a curated record
UGUUGCACACCGCCACCAUAGCACGACAAUGUUUCUACUACGCUGUCCACGCUUUCUGAAGCCAGUUUCACCCUCAGUUGCGCACUUCUCACCUGUUUUGUAUUUUGCUCAAUACACUAAAAUUGUGCAGAAGAAGCAGAAGUCCUCGGCGGUGGAGCCAGAGCCGCGCAGAGCUGCUCCUCUGUCCCCGGAGCAGCUGGACAGGAUCGCCAGUAACAAGAGAGCCGCGCUGGAGAGGCUCGCUUCCGCUCAGACACCUCCUGGUUUCGGGGAGAGCUGGAGAAAAGGACUGUCCGCUGAGUUUGGAAAGCCGUAUUUCAAAACGCUGAUGGAUUUUGUUGCUGCAGAGCGGAAACGCCACACAGUCUACCCACCUGCUGAACAUGUCUUCACCUGGAGUCAGAUGUGUGACGUCAAAGAUGUCAAAGUGGUGAUUCUUGGCCAGGAUCCGUAUCAUGGUCCUAACCAAGCACAUGGAUUGUGCUUCAGUGUCAAAAGACCAGUGCGUCCCCCACCCAGUUUGGAGAACAUGUACAAAGAACUGGUCUCAGACAUUGAAGGUUUUGAGCACCCUGGACACGGAGAUCUGACUGGAUGGGCCAAACAAGGUGUGUUACUGCUCAAUGCUGUGCUGACAGUUCAAGCUCACCAGGCUAACUCCCACAAAGACAAAGGCUGGGAGACCUUCACAGACGCUGUGGUGCAUUGGCUCAGCAACAACCUGGAAGGCCUCGUCUUCAUGCUAUGGGGAUCAUAUGCUCAGAAGAAAGGAGCUGCAAUUGAUAGGAAACGCCACCACGUCCUGCAGGCCGUGCAUCCUUCUCCUUUGUCAGCUCAUCGUGGGUUCUUUGGGUGCAGGCAUUUCUCAAAGGCCAAUGAGCUGCUAAAGAAAUCUGGAAAGUCUCCCGUGAACUGGAAGGCACUUUAAGUUGUUGAUGAAUGUCUGCUUUUCUUACACAUGUUGAUUAACUACAGACCAAAAUCCACCAAUAAGCUUUUCCUAGUUUCUUGUUUCAGCAACAAUAUGUGGAGAGUUUUCUUUAUAAAAGAGUGACUGAAUAUUCUUGAAAGGGCUUUUCUUCAAACUGUUGGGAUAAAUAUAUAUAUUUGUAUCAUCUGCACUUCUAGUCAGAUUCAACAUUGUAAAUAUGUUUGUGUACAU